Messenger RNA from Hibiscus syriacus, 858 nucleotides. Its product is annotated as protein SHORT HYPOCOTYL IN WHITE LIGHT 1-like. The transcript is spliced from 3 exons. NCBI's taxonomy places the organism in Eukaryota, Viridiplantae, Streptophyta, Magnoliopsida, Malvales, Malvaceae. The record is from RefSeq and is a predicted model, not a curated record. Bases 33 to 608 code for a protein of 191 amino acids. Gene Ontology annotation, biological process: regulation of abscisic acid-activated signaling pathway; negative regulation of photomorphogenesis.
UCAGAUAUGCAGAAUAUUCAUGACUGACGGUCAUGGCUUUCGCCGUCAUAGUGUCACCUUCCCAUCUGACAAUCUCUCCCUGUAGCAAGCAGCCGUCUUUCCUUUUCAGGAACCCUAGAUUCCCUUCCUUUCAACCCCUUUUUGCCUCUCGACGAAGAACCCCGAAUUUCACUCAGGUAACUUAUAAUCUUCCGGAUGGCCCGCACAAUUGGAGCCGUUCGAUUGCUACCGAUUUCUACGAUGAUCAAGAAGUAGACGACGAUGAAGACGAUGAUCGAAGUUUGGAUCUGUUAGUUAAAUUUGUUCAAAACGUUUUUAGAAAGAUUUCUAAACGAGCAAGGAAAGCCGUUCGAUCUGUUUUGCCUGUCUCCAUCCCUAGUAAUCUGGUGGGAUUCUCCGUUAAUGGUGUCCUGAUUCUGGCAUUGUUGUGGGUUUUAAAGGCAUUUCUUGAGGUGGUUUGCACUCUCGGAAGUGUUGUGUUUGUAAGCAUCUUACUCGUACGUGGCAUUUGGACCGGCGUACUCUACAUGCAAGAAAUCCGUGAACGGAGAAUUAGUGAACUUGUCGAUGACCGACGCACGUGGAGUGGUACACUGCCUGCCACCUGAUUUCCAAUUUUUAGGUGAGGACAUUGGCAGAGAUAGUCUUGAAUACAAUCUACAUACUUGGGUGCAUAAUUAAGGAAAUGCCAACUUUAGCCAACAAUUAGGUUUGCCGUUGUUUUAACUUUAAAACGAUAUAUGUUGAAGGGAUGCAAAUUACCUGAGAAACUAUAUCAGAAACUGUAAUAAAAAAUAGAUGAAAGACAUUAAGAAUCAGAGUUGAAAGGCUUUUAUGUAUGGAGAUCCUUAAUGAUUC